GGCGGCCCCACUAGAAGUCCCGGGACAGUCCCUGGCCCAGCCUUCUCCCCACACAGGCGCAGGCGAGGAAGGAGAAGCAGGCGAGAGGCAGACCGACCCACCGACCAAGGACCCGCCAUGCGACAUCUGGGGAUCCUGCUGUGUCUGGGACUUCUAGUUCUCCCCUGCAGGAGCCAGGACUCGGGCGCCAACCAGCAGGAGGGCAAUGCAGAGGAGGAGGAGGAAGACCCCUUCUUCCAGAGCCCCACAAACAAGCUGGCUGCCUCCGUGUCCAACUUCGGCUACGAGCUUUUCCGCCAGCAGUCCGGCCAGACCCCCACCGGCAACGUGCUGCUCUCGCCCUUCAGCCUGGCCACGGCCCUCUCCGGCCUCUCCUUGGGUGCCGGGGAGCGGACGGAGGGCGUCAUCCAGCGGGCCCUCUUCUACGACCUGCUGGACAAGACCCAGGUCCACGGUGUUUACAAAGGCCUCCUGGGUAGCCUCGCGGCUCCAGCCAAAGGCUUCAAGACGGCCUCACGACUCGUCAUGGAGAGAAGGCUGCGGAUGAAAGUGGGCUUCGUGAACGAGCUGGAUAAGUCCUACGGGUUCCGGCCGAGGGUCCUGAGCGGCAACGCCAGGGCCGACCUCCAAGAGAUCAACAACUGGGUGCAGCAGAGGACUGGGGGGAAGGUGACCAGGAUCCUGGCCGAGAUCCCAUCCGGAGUCAGCAUCCUCCUCCUCGGAGCAGCAUAUUUCAAAGGUCAGUGGGCCACCCGCUUUGACCCCAAGCUGACCAAGCUGCAGACCUUCCACCUGGACGAGGAGCGGACCGUGAGGCUGCCCAUGAUGUCGGCCCCGCAGGCCAUCCUAAAGUAUGGCUUUGACUCGGAGCUCAGCUGCAAGAUUGCGCAGCUGCCCUUGGCCGGCGGCCUGAGCGCCAUGUUCUUCCUGCCCCAAAGCGUGACCCAGAACCUGACCCUGAUCGAGGAGAGCCUCACCUCCGAGUUUGUUCACGAUGUGGACAAGCAGCUCAAGGCGGUCCAUGCGGUGCUGAGCCUCCCCCGGCUCAAGAUGGUGGCUGAGACCCCCCUCACCGGGACCCUGCAGGAAAUGCGGCUGCAGGGUCUCUUCUCGACGCCCGACUUGAGCAAGAUUGCCCCGAAGGCCCUAAAGGUGACCCACGUCCUGCACAAAGUGGCCCUGGACCUCGGGGAGGAGGGUGCCGGGGACGCCUUCCCUUCAGACGUGGAGGCCGCCCGCCUCGACUUCCCCAUCGAGUACCACCUGAACCAGCCCUUCCUCUUCGUCCUCCGGGACACCGACACGGGCACCCUGCUCUUCAUCGGGAAGGUCCUGGACCCCCGGAGCUCUUAAGAGCGGCCCCCCGCCCGCCCAGGGAAGGCGUGGGCGGCCAUCCCUAUCCUGCCGUGUUGUGUAGCCGUGCCACAAUAAACAUGCUUCUGCCUGGAAAGCGAGUGUUAAGAA
Messenger RNA from Anolis sagrei ordinatus, 1464 nucleotides. It is a transcript of the gene SERPINF1, whose product is annotated as serpin family F member 1. Gene Ontology annotation, molecular function: serine-type endopeptidase inhibitor activity. Lineage: Eukaryota; Metazoa; Chordata; Lepidosauria; Squamata; Anolidae. The record is from RefSeq and is a predicted model, not a curated record. Gene Ontology annotation, biological process: negative regulation of endopeptidase activity; negative regulation of angiogenesis; positive regulation of neurogenesis.